Molecule: messenger RNA, 2230 nt
Organism: Nicrophorus vespilloides
Lineage: Eukaryota; Metazoa; Arthropoda; Insecta; Coleoptera; Silphidae
Product: hexamerin-like
Exons: 2
Coding region: 29-2146 (705 amino acids)
Source: RefSeq, a predicted model, not a curated record
UCAAGGUGUCUCGAAGUGUGAACACAUCAUGAGGACAGCAACCGUAGUUCUUUUGGCCGGCGUUUGCGCCUUGGCUGUUGCCACCCCAGUCUCCAAGCAAGAAUACAAAAUUGCUGAUAAGGUCUUCCUCGAGAAGGAAAAGGAUGUUCUCCGUUUGUUCGAGUACGUGAACCAACCGGCUUACUACAAGGAUUUUAUUGAGAUCGCCAAGGACUUCAAAUUCGAUGGACACUGGGACCAAUGGACCCAGCCCCAAUACGCUAAGGAAUUCUAUCACUACUAUGAGCACGAUAUCCUUCCACAAGGAGAGGUCUUCUCCGUGUUCUACCCAGAGCAUUUGAAGCAAGCCGUCGCUUUGUUCAGAGUAUUCUACUACGCCAAGGACUUUGAGACUUUCUUCAAGUCCGCUGUCUGGGCUCGUCAACACGUUAACGAAGGCAUCUUCGUUUAUGCUCUUUCUGUUGCCGUCAUCCACAGCCAAUGGACCAACGAACUUGUCCUUCCUCCAAUCUACGAAAUCUACCCACAAUUCUUCUUCACCGACGAAGUCAUCCACAAGGCUCAACAGUACAAGCAACACUACUGGGGAACUUACGAGCACGAGAAGGAAAUCAAGGAUGAAAGCUACAAGGGCUACACCAUCCAAGCCAACUACUCCGGCUGGUACAUGAACGUCCACCCAGAACAAUCCAUGACCUACUUCACCGAAGAUGUCGGUCUUAACUCUUACUAUUACUACCUUAACAUCUUCGCUCCAUUCUGGAUGGAAAGCAAGGAAUUGAAAUACGAUGCCUCUUUCCGUGGACAGUUCUUCUACUACCGCCACCAACAGCUUUUGGCCCGUUACUACUUGGAGCGUCUCUCCAACGGUAAAGGUGAAAUCCCACACUUCGACUUCGAGCACCCAAUUGAGACCGGCUUCUACCCAUCUCUGACCUACGGCAACGGUUUGAAAUUCCCGACCAGGCCAAACCACGCUAACCUCUACUACCACGGUGUCCACGGAGAACAAAACUACAAAUGGUUCGGAAACUACUCCAACUCAUACACCUACGUCAAGGACUACGAAAGGCGUCUCCGUGAUGCCCUCGACAACGGAUGGGUUUACACCCCAGAAGGCAAACAAGUUUUCUUGUACACCAAGGACGGAUUCCAAACUCUUUGCAAUUUGGUUGAGAGCAACCCUGAUUCACCACAUGGUCGCUUCUACGGAGACAUCCAAGUCUUCGCUCGUCACCUUUUGGGAUACUCCUACUUCCCAUUGGACCAAUACAAGGUAGCCCCAUCCGCUUUGGAGCACUUCGAAACCUCUCUCCGUGACCCGAUGUUCUUCCAAUUCUACAAGAGGAUGAUGUACUACUUCCACCAAUACCAGAACUACAUGGGACCAUACGAAAGGCAAUACCUGAACUUCGACGGUGUCAAGGUCGAGGAUGUCCAAGUUGACCGUCUCAUCACCUUCUUCGAUUACUACUACUCCGAUCUCUCUCACUCCGUUGCCGUUGACGAGAAGGAAUUCGUCGAAGACACCUUCGAGGUCCGCGCUCGCCAAUUCCGUCUGAACCACAAGCCAUUCAACUACAAGAUCAACGUUGUCAGCGAGAAAGCCAAGGAAGCCUUCGUCAAGGUCUUCAUUGGCCCCAAAUACGACGAAUACGGACGCGAAAUUGACAUGGAAGACAACUACAUGAACUUCUUCGAAUUGGACAGGUUCACCUACAGCCUCCAAGCCGGCAAGAACGUUAUCGAGCGUAACUCCAGGGAAAGCAAAUUCUUCAGCGUCGACCGCACCACCUACAAGCAGCUCUACAAGCAAGUCCUCACUGCCUACAACGGUGGCGAAGCCUUCAAGUACUACCCGAUGUACAAGUACACCUCCUUCCCACAGAGGUUGAUGCUCCCCAAGGGCGAAUACGGCGGCAAGACCUACCAAUUCUACGUCAUCGUCAGCGAGUCCCACGGACAUGAAGAAUCCAGCACCACCGCUCAAUACUUGGUCGACACCAAGUACACCAUCGGCUAUCCAUUCGACAGGCCGAUCAAGUUCGAGCACGACUUCUUCGUACCAAACUCCUACGUCAAGGACGUCGUCAUCUACCACAAGAACACCGAAGAGGAGAUGAACACCACCUGGAGCAAAUAUUAAAUUUCGCUCAAGUCGCAAACAAUAAAACGUCGACCGCAAAUGUAAAUUCUUAUGACUCGAUAUAAAUAUAUGUUCUAAAACGCA